Messenger RNA from Microplitis mediator, 4787 nucleotides. RefSeq lists its product as uncharacterized. The record is from RefSeq and is a predicted model, not a curated record. Bases 1055 to 2194 code for a protein of 379 amino acids. The transcript has 2 exons. NCBI's taxonomy places the organism in Eukaryota, Metazoa, Arthropoda, Insecta, Hymenoptera, Braconidae.
GUGGAGUGGAGUGACCCAGUGAAACAAAACAGAGGACACCUGUGAUUUCUCUAAAACUAGUGCUACUACACUAGUUACUAUGAUUGUUACUUAAAAACUAUUAUAUUAUUGCUAUUUUCUUAUACCUAUUGACUUAAUACUACUUAUCUACUAGUUAUUAUUCUUACAUCUACUAGACUAUCGUUUAUGCUUUAAAAAACUAGGACUAAAAUUCUAAAUAUUAUGUUCCUUUGUUUAAACAAAUUAAUUACUACUAUACUUAUACUACUCUAUUUAUCUAUUGACUUAAAUUAUGGUUCUAUUUCAUAUGACUUAUACUUUUGUAUAUAAUAUUCUUUUCAUUUUCUUACUUUAUUAUAAACAGUAUUAUUUUACUUUAACAAUGAGUUAUUAUUAUUAUUUAUACUUAUAUGGCUGUGUUUUAAAAUCUAAGUCGAAUGAAUAUACCGAGAUAUAAAAUUAUAUGGAUGUACGGUAUAAGUAUGUGAAUGCGCGACCGAGCGAAAAUUAUUCUAAGUCCUGAGCACCAAAAUCAAAGGAAAUAAAAUAAAAACGCUUAUAUAGGUUUCGAAUAAGACGUUUAAAAGUUUUAAGAGAUUGAAAGAAUUAUAAAAUGAACAGAAAUACGAGAAAUAUUGGUGAAAUUAAAAUAAACUUUAAUAUUUCAAUCGUUCAUUCUUUCAUUUUCUAUCCGUCCGCCCGGAUUAUCGUCGCUCACACGGCUAAGUUCUCGGGACUUAGUAUUUAUUUAACAGCUUAAACGAAUUCUUUUCUUUUAAAUUCAAUUUUACUUUGGAUAAAAUUAUUUUUACUCGAUUUCCUUUGACUUAUUAACUCGGGACUUAGAAAAUAUUUUACAACAGUAGACUCUCGAUGUCAACAACAGAGGGCGAGGGAAUUUAUUCCCGUUCACCUCUACAACGGGUAGAUAUAGAGAUAAGACCGCGCAUUUAAGCCCGGAAAGGCAACCUAGUUCUCCAGAGAAGUUGUCUGAGAAGACCAUUCACGGACAACUGACGGAAACUCUCGUACCAGGCGUCCGACCGGACCAGAGAUGCAGUCUUCAGCGAAACAAGAAUUCACGAUGGAGGAAGAAAUCUGGCUGAGGGAAGAAAUGCUGCGGCGGCCACCCCAGUUAAUUCUGACACCAACCACCGCGACAACUACCACCACACUCCGAACUACCUCAACAACUGCCCCGACAACAACAGCCACCAACACCCGGAAAAGGCCCGACAUACGGCUUAAAAAGGUCCAAAAAGUGAAGUACCACCUGGUCAAAAAGGUCGAGCCAUACGACCCGACCAAGCCCGGUUUUAAAAGGCCAACCAAAAGGCCCGUAAUUCGGCCAGCCAGCGCCGAAAUAAUAAAACUUGCCAAACCAGUAAAGGCGACCACCAACCCGGGCCCACUGGUAAUCAGCGGUCCCCAGUCAACGGCCGAACUGGUUGGGGAGAGCCCCCAUGGGAAACCCAAUAAUCCCACGAGCACCAACCUCGAUACUGGCCACGUCGGCAGUAAGGAGCAGCCCGACAACGACGACGCCUUUCCCGCUCGAGCCACGGCGAGUUUCCCCAAGAAGAAACGGAGGAUAGGGGGACAGAGAAGGGAAUCGACUGCAACCAACCCGGGCCCACUCAAGAAGAGCAGUCCCCAGUUGGGCAAAUCGAUCCAAGACGCAGACCUAGUGAGCAGGAGCGAGGCCACGACCACGACGAGACCUGGAAGAGAAACGAAAGAAAUUGUCACCAACCCGGGCCCAUUUAAAAAGAACGGUCCCCAGUUGGCAGAACUCAAACCUGGAAAAAAGGUGGCAACCGCCAACCCGGGCCCACUGGUAACCAGCAGUCCCCAGUUCACGGAAGCUACGUGGCUAGACUAUGACGAGGCGCCACUACUAGAAGACUACCCGGAAUAUUUCGACGACCAACCAGGGGACCUGUUCCCGUCCAGACAUCAGACGCGUCUAGAGCAAUUAUUGUUGUCUCUGACACCCCUGGUCGAAGUAAGGCCAAAAGUAGUGGCCAAACGAGUUGCUUUCACCGCCUACGAUGGGGAAUUACGGCUAUUCAAAGUGGUAAGGUAUAGGUGCACCCCGAUACCAAAAGUCGAAACGUUGGACAAGACGGUCCACCAGCUGCUGAACGAGCUGGAAGAAAAGAAAUCAGCAAAGCUGACCUCUUUUCUUUGUUGAGGUAGGAGGGGUGUGAUGGUGGAGUGGAGUGACCCAGUGAAACAAAACAGAGGACACCUGUGAUUUCUCUAAAACUAGUGCUACUACACUAGUUACUAUGAUUGUUACUUAAAAACUAUUAUAUUAUUGCUAUUUUCUUAUACCUAUUGACUUAAUACUACUUAUCUACUAGUUAUUAUUCUUACAUCUACUAGACUAUCGUUUAUGCUUUAAAAAACUAGGACUAAAAUUCUAAAUAUUAUGUUCCUUUGUUUAAACAAAUUAAUUACUACUAUACUUAUACUACUCUAUUUAUCUAUUGACUUAAAUUAUGGUUCUAUUUCAUAUGACUUAUACUUUUGUAUAUAAUAUUCUUUUCAUUUUCUUACUUUAUUAUAAACAGUAUUAUUUUACUUUAACAAUGAGUUAUUAUUAUUAUUUAUACUUAUAUGGCUGUGUUUUAAAAUCUAAGUCGAAUGAAUAUACCGAGAUAUAAAAUUAUAUGGAUGUACGGUAUAAGUAUGUGAAUGCGCGACCGAGCGAAAAUUAUUCUAAGUCCUGAGCACCAAAAUCAAAGGAAAUAAAAUAAAAACGCUUAUAUAGGUUUCGAAUAAGACGUUUAAAAGUUUUAAGAGAUUGAAAGAAUUAUAAAAUGAACAGAAAUACGAGAAAUAUUGGUGAAAUUAAAAUAAACUUUAAUAUUUCAAUCGUUCAUUCUUUCAUUUUCUAUCCGUCCGCCCGGAUUAUCGUCGCUCACACGGCUAAGUUCUCGGGACUUAGUAUUUAUUUAACAGCUUAAACGAAUUCUUUUCUUUUAAAUUCAAUUUUACUUUGGAUAAAAUUAUUUUUACUCGAUUUCCUUUGACUUAUUAACUCGGGACUUAGAAAAUAUUUUACAACAGUAGACUCUCGAUGUCAACAACAGAGGGCGAGGGAAUUUAUUCCCGUUCACCUCUACAACGGGUAGAUAUAGAGAUAAGACCGCGCAUUUAAGCCCGGAAAGGCAACCUAGUUCUCCAGAGAAGUUGUCUGAGAAGACCAUUCACGGACAACUGACGGAAACUCUCGUACCAGGCGUCCGACCGGACCAGGUAAGUGCAGUUUUUCAUUCUCAUGGAGGGUUGAGGGACUCCACCCUGAGGCCUUCUGCCGAGGGGUGGUGGGUAUUUGGGAACCGAGUAGGUGAGGGUCUGUUGGAGACCAUCCACUGAUCCUCAUGGGAUGGGACUUCGUGUAGGGCCGACGGGGUAGUCGACCAGACUCCCCUGAAGCAACCGAGAAUGGGGGUAGACCGCGAUUUUAGACCGCGAAUCUGUUAGGUAUGUGUGUGUGUGUGUGUGUGUGUAUACUUUGUGUGACCGCGUGGAAUUAUUAAUAACCAGCGGCAUUUUUGUUAUUAAACCGCGUUAAAAGUAUGGAUAUUAUUCUAUUGUAAAGGUAGUAGAACUGAGCAUCGGAGCUCAUGUAAAAAAAAGGUUUUGUUUGUUUUCUUAUUUAAAUAAAGUUUGAUUAUUGUUUAUUCGAAAAACUGUGUAUAAAUUAAAGACCCCUUUUGAACCCUGGACUCCGGCGAGCUAAACCAAGCAAAAAGGGGUAACUGUUUAUAAUUAUUUUACAAAUUACUGAUUCAUUUAAGUUCUGAUUUUCCGAUAUGUAAAAUGAUCUGUUCGUAAUUAAUUUGGGUUAUAUUUAAUGUUUGAUGACUAAUUUAAUUUAAAACCGGUUAUAAUUUUACUCGUUACAGGUAUAAGAAUCAGAUAUACCGGCCGGUCAUUUGAAACGCUGUAACUCCGUUAGUUUUACUCGGAUUGAUUUAAAAUUUGUACACAAUAUUCUCGACAUAUUGUUCAUUCAGAAAAAAAAUUAAAAAAAAAAUUUUUUUUAAAUAAUUUAAAAACCCUACCCCCCUUAACGUAGACCCUGAGUUACUUGAUUAAUUUUUCGACUAAGGAUGUUAUCUGGGAAGGGCGUGAAGUUUUGUGAGUGGAGUUUUGUGAACAUGAUUCAAUUCAUACUUCAAAAAUUUUAUUUUUGUCAAUUACUGUGUUUUGAAAUUGGGCAGCCGAGGAGGUAGGGACUCCGCAGCGCGUGUAUACUCAAAGGGUAAAGAAACGGCCUCCCGUGAAACGGAGGUGGACUUCGGUUCCGUUACGUUAAUUUAUUGACAUACAUGAAUUUUCAUUUACUCGAUUAAAUUUCUAAAUAAACCCCAGCUUAAUAAAUUGCCGGGCGUUCCUUUCAUCAGUCAGUCUAAUCUGAAUCUAACAUUUUGAAGUAAAGCUAAGUAGUCCUGCUCCUACCGGCCAAUUUCACCCUAGUCUAAAAUAGUUUUGUUUCAUCCCUUGUCACACAAUAUACUAUUUUAUUACGCGAAGUUAAAAAUAAAAAUGAUUUAAUCCUACAAAUCUGUCAACAGUCGAUUUGGUUCAGCAAUAAAAAAUCUCAAAAUUCUAUUUAUAUCAAUUUUUUUAGUGUUCAGUUCUUAUAAUAUUACAUUCCAAUUUAUAUUAUUUAAUAUUUUUCAGAAAAUACAAAGGAGACUUACAAAGUUUGUCAUAAAAAUUUACGUGGAAUGCAUUUACAUAAAAGUUAAGAUUUUUUUUUUUUAAUGCAA